CGUAUUAUCAUAUAGCCGGGUGGCGUAGACCAAUCAGAGGCCUCCGUUACCCGUGCUUUAUUCUCCGAUAAACCAUGGCUCAGCCGUGCGUUAUUAUCCAUAAACCAUGGGUGAAACCAUAAUGAUAUAGGGGUACACAGCUCUUUCUGUUAAUAUUCAUAGCAGUUUCCUGGUCAGACAAAAUUAUGUUUUUUUUUAAGCUUCAUAUAAACUAAAAUGUGUGUGAGUAUGAAAUGUAUAUGUAAAUAGAUAGAAUUUGAACGGGAGAGCAAAAACCAUACUUAUUUUGACACCCCUACAAAAAGUGGUAUCGCCCACAUCACCUGACUGAAUCAGACCAAGGAUCAGACGAUUUUAUUUUUUUGGUCCGCCAUCUUGCCUUCUUGUGUCAUGGAGAGUUUGCCUAAUUUCUACAUGGAAGAGAUAACAGACGCGGAUUUAGAUGAGAUAUUUGGACCCAUGGAGGUCGAGGAACAGACGCUGGAAGCUACACCAGAGACAGAGGUCAGCAGGGUGCGUUUCGCGUGUCUGAACGAACAACAACUUGGCGAGAUAGAGGAGGGGCGAGUUGAAAAAACUACUGAAAGGGCAACCAAGUGGGGAGUGAAGCUUUUGAAAGAAUGGCUGACAGCAAGAGACUUGGAUACAGACUUUGAGGAGCUUCCUCCAGAAAACUUGGCACCACUGCUCAGGUCCUUCUACGCAGAGGUUCGCAAAGAUAACGGCACACCGUAUGACAAAAGCUAG
Branchiostoma belcheri (Belcher's lancelet) is the source of this 747-nucleotide messenger RNA. RefSeq lists its product as uncharacterized. Lineage: Eukaryota; Metazoa; Chordata; Leptocardii; Amphioxiformes; Branchiostomatidae. The record is from RefSeq and is a predicted model, not a curated record. The coding region runs from base 391 to 747 and encodes 118 amino acids. The transcript has 2 exons.